Messenger RNA from Engraulis encrasicolus (European anchovy), 2587 nucleotides. Its product is annotated as leucine-rich repeat-containing protein 10B. Gene Ontology annotation, molecular function: protein binding. The record is from RefSeq and is a predicted model, not a curated record. The coding region runs from base 218 to 1525 and encodes 435 amino acids. NCBI's taxonomy places the organism in Eukaryota, Metazoa, Chordata, Actinopteri, Clupeiformes, Engraulidae. The transcript is spliced from 2 exons.
CACACCCACAUUCUGAAACUAAAAACCAAAACAUAAACAAACUCACAGCAUACAAAGACAGAAAGACAAUCAAGCACACAUAAUAAGCCCACAAAGACAAGACAGACAGACAGACAGACAGACACACACACACACACACACACACACACACACACACACACACACACACACACACACACACACAUUGACACAUUAUUAGGCACACCAUCCACUGGCAAUGGGCAACUCCGCUCGCAAAGGGGAGGGGGGCGAGGAGGGCGGUGAGGAGGAGGAGAAGGGGGAGGACGGAGAGAAGGAGAAAGUGAUCAAGAAGGAGGAGGAGGAGGGUGCGGAGAAGGAGAAGGAGGAGGAGGCGACUGCUCAAGAGGAAGAGGAGGAGGCGGCGGAGGACGACGAGGACCUCCCCACGGGCGUGGACGACCUGCUGGCCAGCGGCGACCCCGUCCUCGACCUCAGCUACAAGAAGUUCCGGCGCAUUCCGCGGCAGGUCCUGGGCCUGGAGCACCUGGAGAAGCUGUACAUGUGCGGCAACCGGCUGCGCAAGGUGCCGCGCGGCAUCACGCAGCUGCAGGGCCUGCGCACGCUGGCGCUGGACUUCAACAAGCUGGACGACGUGCCGCUGGCCGUGUGCCAGCUGGUCAACCUCACCCGCCUGUACCUGGGCAGCAACCGGCUCAUGACCCUGCCGCCGGAGGUGCGGCAGCUGCAGGCGCUGCGCUGCCUGUGGGUGGACAGCAACUACUUCCAGCGCUUCCCCAAGCAGCUGUACGACCUGCCCCACCUGCGCUCGCUGCAGUUCGGGGACAACCGGCUGCGCACGCUGCCCAGCGACUUCUCCCGCAUGGAGGCCCUGCGCGGACUCUGGCUCUACGGCAACCGCUUCGAGGAGUUCCCCAAGGUGCUAUUGCGCAUGGAGGGCCUGGAGAUCCUGGACAUAGACAAGAACAAGAUCAGCACCUUCCCCAGCCUGGCGCACCUGCCCAACCUGCGCCUCUUCUCCUACGACCACAACCCCACGGAGGGCCCGCCCAAGGUCACCGAGGAGGUCGUCCUGGUCGGGGAGGGCGCGGCCGAGGAGCUGGAGGCACGCGAGCGGCGCAUCGAGAGGCGGGAGCAGAAGCAGAGGGAGCGCGAGGAGGAGGAGGCGGCGGCCGCCGCGGAGGCAGCAGCGGCUGCAGAGGCAGCCGAGGCCGAGGCCGCCGAGGAACGCGCCAUUCACGGCAUCCUCAAGAACUCAGGCAACGGCCCCAACGGCAAAGCGGCCAAUGGCGGAUGCGUGCUCAACGGACACCCCGGCACGGACGGAGGCGGCGGAGGGGAGGAGGGGGAAGGAGAGGUGGGCCUGGGAGUGGAGUUCAUGGAAGGGGAGUUGGAGUACGAGGAGGAAGGGAUUGACUAUGAGAGGGACGUGUAUGUGUGUGAGGGCGAGGGCUUUGAGUACGAGGGGGGCCUUCUGGAGUAUGAGGGCGCAGAGUUAGACUAUGAGUAUGAGGAGGAAGAGCGUCCUCAGGUGCUGAGGAGAUGAACCGGACAUUAACAGUGAUAACCUGAUCAUUAACAACUCCACCCCUUCAAUGGGUAAGGGCGUGCUGUCAAAAGGACCUAAGCUCUAUCCACCUUGUCAUCCACGGUUACAAGCAUGGCACCCUUACUGUUUUGGUUGCAGUUGCUAUUGGUAGUUCAUUCAGUAGGGUCGUGGGAGCAUGACAAACGUUGAAAUGGACGGGCUUAAUGGGCACGUUUGGAAUUCUAGAAUCUUCCAUUGUUGUGGAACACGUUUUUGUAGUGUGGGCCGGGGCAUACUGUCUUAGGCGCCAUAUUGACUCUCGCAUUCAAGUCAAUAGAUCGAACGCACAAUAUGUCUCUGCAAUCAGGUCUGAUUGGUUGUAGGUCUGGCCAGCAGUACAAAGACAGUUGAAAGACAUCUCUCUCAAGGCUCUUUUGAGAACUUCCUCUCUGUUUGAGGUUUUCCAGAUAAAGCUCCAUUUCCAAUCUGGGAGCGACAGCUAAGCUACCCAUUUUAUUGAAUGUUCAAAAGCUCUUUUAAAGACAUUAUAUUAUAAAAGCAUUUAAGUAGAAUUUAUUGAUUCAUUCAUUUAUUGUGCAUGGUUGACUUCUUGACUUUCCGCCAAUCAUAUCCUUGUCGCAUUCAACGACGGGCGGAGUUGACAGGCUGCAAGGUAUGAUGGCAAUUCGUUACCAUGGACACAUGAGGGCUGAUCCACUCUUUGAACUUCAACACUUUUUUUAAACAUCCAAGGGCUGGGAGCUGCACAGAUGGUUCCUGUUGAGGACAUGGACAGUGUGUGUAUAUGUGUGUGUGUGUGCGCGCACGUGUGUGUGUGCGUGUGUGUACAAAAAUGGGCAUACCUGAAUAAGUGUGAUGUUUGCAUAACCAUUUAACUUCAUGUCAAAUACGUAUGAGGACUGUCUGUGACCGUGUGUGUGUAUGUGUGUGUGUGUGUGUGUGUGUGCAUGUGUGUUUCAUGAGCUGUGUACACAGGAGGUGUAGAGCGACCCAGGUACUGCUGUGUGUGUUGUGUGCCGGUGAAACUGAAGCUUGUCUCAUUAAAGAAUAAACACACUC